AUGGAAGAGACACUCGCCUUCCUCCUCGUCCCAGCCACCCCACAGUCUGGCUUGAUGGGGAAGUGCCGUCGGCCCCGCACAGCCUUCACCAGCCAGCAGCUCCUGGAACUGGAGAACCAGUUCAAGCUCAACAAGUACCUGUCCAGACCCAAGCGCUUUGAGGUGGCCACAUCGCUGAUGCUCACCGAGACGCAGGUGAAGAUCUGGUUCCAGAACCGCCGCAUGAAGUGGAAGCGGAGCCGCAAAGCCAAGGAGCAGGGGGCUCAGCCGGAGGCCGAGAAGCAACGAGGGCUCAGCAAAGCCUGCGAGAAGCUGCUGCCCAGCGAGCCCCGGGGACAAGCUACUGAAAGCCCAGAGUUCAUGGGGCGCAGCCCUGGCUCAGGCUUCCUGCACCACAGCACUGCUGAGCUGGGCUACAGCCCGGACUCCUCCUGCUCGGGGGGUGAGGAGGAAGAGGAAGAGGAGGACGAGAUGGGUGCCACGGAGAGGAAGAUCAGCUCUGUGUUGUGA
This is a messenger RNA of Athene cunicularia (burrowing owl), 510 nucleotides long. RefSeq names its product motor neuron and pancreas homeobox protein 1-like. The coding region runs from base 1 to 510 and encodes 169 amino acids. Gene Ontology annotation, molecular function: sequence-specific double-stranded DNA binding; DNA-binding transcription factor activity, RNA polymerase II-specific. The record is from RefSeq and is a predicted model, not a curated record. Lineage: Eukaryota; Metazoa; Chordata; Aves; Strigiformes; Strigidae. Gene Ontology annotation, biological process: regulation of DNA-templated transcription; endocrine pancreas development; central nervous system development. The transcript is spliced from 3 exons. Gene Ontology annotation, cellular component: nucleus.